AAAGUCAUAAAAAAAAUCAUAAUAAUCCCAUAAACUGAUAAUAAUUUAUUAUUAAGAUUAUUUAUUAAUAUUAUUCUAUAACAAUCUUUGUUUUAAAAAAAUAAAGUUUAUACAUUAAUCUCUUUUAAAUAUCCAAUAAAUAUUUAUGCAUAUCUUUCGUUAAAAUAAUCAUAAUAAUCAUAAUAAUCAUAAUAAUCAUAAUAAUAUUAUUUUAAUCAAACGAGAAAGCAAAAUGAUGAUGAUCUUAUAAUUACAACAUUACUACUACAUUUAUACAUUUACUUACUUUACCUGCACCUGAUGACGAUAUGAUGAAGUAUUACAUCAAUUCAGUCAAUUCAGAAAAAAAUAAUAUAAAUAAUAAGAACUCAACCCUUCCCUAUAUUUCUUUUCUCGCUUUUUCGAAAGGUGAUAUUAAAAAUAGUUUCUCUUACCGUAAAAAGAAACAAAAAUCUGGACUUUUACAAAUAAUACAAAUAAUGGGUACUAAUGAUAAUACCAAUAAUAAUACUACGGAUAAUAAUAAAAAUGUAACUUUGGAUCAAUCUUUGAAUGGUUACACUUCGGGUUUAAUUUCUUGGGAUACUCCACCAUCUAAAAUUAAUAAAGAUAAUUCUAUAAUAGAAAAACGAAUAUUAACAAUGAAUCGUUUAAAGAAAAAUAGACUUUCAUGUAUGAAUUUUAUAAAAGAUGAUGGAACGGUUAUAACUGGUUACGCUAUGGCUCAUCCAAAACGAAAUAAAGAUUUUCAUGGUUAUUUUAAAGAAAUCCCUAAAAAUGAACAUUUAGUAAAUAAUUUUAGUUGUGCUUUACAAAAAGAGAAGAUUUUAUCUCAUGGAAUGAUGUUUGUUUCUUUAUAUAAUAUUUGUUUUCAUUCUAAUAUCCUUGGUUGGGUUACCAAUAUUGUGAUCCCGUUCUCGGAAAUAAAAGAAAUUGAAAAAAAGAUGACCGCAUAUGUAAUCCCAAAUGCCAUUCAAAUAACGACUAAAGAUUCAAAGUAUUUCUUUGCAUCGUUUCUCUCACGUGACACCGUAUAUGAACUUUUAAUGAAAAUAAAAAAUUACUCAAAUUCAACUAAUGAAUGUUGUGAUUCUGAUCCUGAUCCUGUUAACGGUAAUGGUAAUAGUAAUAGUACUUGUACUGAAACAGACAAAAAAUAUGUUAAACGGGAGACAAUUUGUGAUUGUUUAAAAAAUAAUCAACAUUAUGAUCGUGUAAUAAUUGAUACUAAAUUUAAAGGAACUAUUGAAAAAAUUUAUAACUUGUUGUAUACGAAUGGAUUUAUCCCUGAGUUUUUAAAAGAGAAUAAUGAAAGCAUAAAUAUGGGUGAAUGGACUAAAGAUGAUGAAGGGAAAUUAGUCAGACAGUCUACUUAUAUAAAACGGUUAAACAAAACUCCUGGUAUAAAAGCUGCAAAAUGUUAUUCAAAAGAUGAAAUUUUGCAUCAAGAUUUUGACAAUUAUGUGACGGUAGUGACAUCUACAAGUACACCUGAUGUACCUUCUGGUGGUACAUUCGUAAUAAAAACAAGGACGUGUAUAAUGUGGGCUGAUUUAAAUAUAACCAGAGUUAUAGUAACUUUUAAUGUUGAAUUUACAGCAAAUUCAUUACUUAAAUCUGUGAUUGAGAAAAAAUCUUUAGAAGGACAAGUAGAAUUUUAUAAAGAAUUAGAAACAGCUAUACGCAAAUACAUUUCACAAAAUCUUGCAGAAUUUGAUUCUGAAACGGCAUCAUUACUUGAAACUGAAGAAGACGAAGAAAGUAAAGAGGAUAAAGGUCAAGAAAUGAAAGAGAAAGAAGAAAAAACAAGAAGAUUAAAAGAAGAUAAAAAUACAAAGAUAUUUAAAAUGUCAAGUAUUGAAAUUCUUGUAAUAAUAGUACUUAUAUUAACGUUAAUAUUUAAUGUAUAUGUUUUGACCAGUAUAAGAAGUGUUAUCAGACGAUAACUUUAUGGAUGAAAGAAUCGGGGGAAAUUUAUAAAUUUAUUUCAUGUAAAUAAAUUUACAGUAUAAUUGUAUAUAAUCGCAUUUUAUUCUAAAUAAAACCAGUGAUUUUCAUAUUGUAUUUUUGAAGUUCAUAUAUAUAAAAAUGACAGAUUAUUUUCUUUCUAAACUCUGACGUUCGUAACUCAGCCGUUCGUAACUUUAACGGUCAUAUUACUUUGACUGUCAUAUAAUUAAUUAAUUAUAAACGUAAUAUAUAUAUAAUAAAUGUAAUAUAUAGAUAAACGUAAUAUAUCAGAUAUAGUUAAACGUAAUAUAUAAUAAAUGUAAAAUAUAAUAGUUAAACGUAAUAUA
Rhizophagus irregularis DAOM 181602=DAOM 197198 is the source of this 2297-nucleotide messenger RNA. The record is from RefSeq and is a predicted model, not a curated record. Lineage: Eukaryota; Fungi; Glomeromycota; Glomeromycetes; Glomerales; Glomeraceae.